UUUAUUAGGGGCUGCCCGUGGCUCCUCGCAGUCCCUGCUGCAGUCCCACUCCAGCCCAGCCCCAGCCUGGCUAUUUGCAGGAAGCAGCUGCAGAAUGCUGCCUGGAGGAGUGCUUUCUCUGCUCACGCUGUUCUGUGUUUUCAGGGCUUCUGCUUCUGUGCUGGAUGAAGACGACGACUACGAUCUCAUGUAUGUGAAUCUGGAUAACGAAAUCGAAGGUCCGGUUCUGGGCACUGAGGAAUCUGCCUCGUGUGACUGCCAGCGGGAGCACACGGAGUGGGACAAGCUCUUCAUCAUGCUGGAGAACUCACAGAUGAAGGAGAAUAUGAUGCUGCAGGCGCUGGAGGAUGGGCUGAAGGCAGACGUGCAGGCAAUCAGAGCAGAGCUGAGCCAACUCACCGUUGGCCUCACCGGCACCUUCAGCUCCGUGGUGCAGCAGCUCACCUCCCACGCCUUGGCCCAGCUGGAGCAGGCACUGCAGAGGAAAGGAGACCAACCUGAGGAUGCUGAGAGGCUCUGUGAGUUCCAGCAGGGCAAGGUUCUGGAGCAGGUCUUGCAGCUGAGCCACAACGUGUCUGCCAGGCUGGGCCAGCUGGAAAGCUCCUGGCUGAGAUGGGCAGAGGGGGAGGCCCAAGAAACAGCUUUCCAGCUCCAGCAGGACAAGCUCAGCCUCAACAGAGAGGACAACCUUCUCUUGAACACCUUAUGGAAAGAGCUGCAGCAGACCAGAGCUGAACUGAAGGCAUCUCAGAAGUGGGCUGCCCAGCACCUACUGCCAGCAGGCUAUGAAACAGCAAUUCUGUUCCCCAUGCGCUCCAGAAAGAUCUUUGGGAGUGUUCAUCCAACAGCUGCGAUGACCCUCUCCUCCUUCACCAUUUGCAUCUGGGUCAAAGCAACGGAGGUUUUGGACAAAACCAUCGUCUUCUCCUAUGGAACAAAACUCAAUCCCUAUGAGAUUCAGCUGUACCUCAGCCAGCAGUCUGCAGUGCUCACCAUAGGUAAUGCCCAGCACAAGCUGGCUGCCAGGAAUGUGGUGGUUCCUGGGAGGUGGAUCCAUCUGUGUGGCACCUGGAGCUCAGAUAACGGGACCGCAUCGCUGUGGGUGGACGGAGCGCAAAUGGCCACAGCUGUGGGCAUUGCUGACACUCAUGUUGUUCCUGAUGGAGGAAUUCUGCAGAUCGGCCAAGAGAAGAACGGCUGCUGUGUUGGAGGAGGGUUUGAUGAAGCUUUGGCCUUCUCAGGAAAGUUAACAGGGUUGAACCUGUGGGACAGAGUGCUCAGCACUGAGGAGAUAGCAGCGCAGGGCGGAGAGGAUGCGUGCAGCUCCCGGGGCAACAUUGUGGGCUGGGGAGUCACGGAGAUUCUGCCUUACGGAGGAGCCCAGUAUGUUUCUUAAGCUCCAGUAAAGCAGUUUCUGAAGCAGAGCACAUUUCAUUAAGAGCAGAACACCAGUGUACGUACAAGGAACGGAGCUGAAGAA
Messenger RNA from Centrocercus urophasianus (Greater sage-grouse), 1480 nucleotides. It is a transcript of the gene PTX3, whose product is annotated as pentraxin 3. Bases 95 to 1396 code for a protein of 433 amino acids. Gene Ontology annotation, biological process: innate immune response. The transcript is spliced from 3 exons. Gene Ontology annotation, molecular function: complement component C1q complex binding. NCBI's taxonomy places the organism in Eukaryota, Metazoa, Chordata, Aves, Galliformes, Phasianidae. The record is from RefSeq and is a predicted model, not a curated record.